CGCGAUAAAUAAACAGCGCACGCACACACAGGCGCACGCAUCGGGUUCGGGUUGGGCCCGUUUGGUGCCUGCGGCCCGUCAGCCAGCGUCACAGUACCGCGUUGACUGUUUGCGUCGAAGAAGCGUACGGUUGCCGUUAAAUUCGCUGCGCAGCGUCGGCCGGUUUGGAACGCCAAUCGAACAGCAAUCGAGCUCGGCCGGUGACGGUGUGCGUGAGCUCGGGUCGGAUCGAUUGUUUACAUCGAUUUAGGGUGUGCGCGGGAGGGAUUCCAUUACCCGCAAAUUCCCCCCCCCCACCGGGCAGCUGUGUUUGCACGCGCGCCUCUCUGUCUGUGUGCGUGUGUGUGUGUGCUUGUGGAGGGUCGUUUGGUGGUACACGGACGACCUUGCGUGGAGCAGCAGCAGCAGCAGCAGCAGCAGCAGCAUCGGCCAAACCGAACUGUCAAGCCUGUCAGGGUUAAGUUCCGCAGGUGACAGUUCGGCAGGAACGGCAACAGCUACCAGGAGCGAUGAUCGGCGCAGAUGAUCGGCAGCGGCGGGUCACGCUGGCCCUGCUGGCGGUGCUGGGCGGGCACGUACUGCUGCUGGCCGCCGACCAGAUCCUGCUCGAGGACGACCCGAUGCUGUACGAGGGUGACGCGUGCGAGCUGCGGAACGGCACGGCCGGUCUCUGCCGGCCGGCGAACCAGUGCGAGUGGGCGCAGGAGCGCCCGUGGCCACUGCACGAGCUGGUCACCUGCUCGUUCAACCAGUCGCUCCCGAUCGUCUGCUGCCCGGUGCGGCUCGAGCCCCGCCUCCAGGGCGGCACGGUGGCGAAGCGCAUCAGCGUCCGCCAGUGCGAGCAGUUCCCGAACGGGACCGGGCUGGCCGACCACAUCUUCAACGGGGUGGCGGCCCAGUUCGGCGAGUUCCCGUACAUGGCGGCGCUCGGGUACGGCGCACCGAACGGGACGGAGGCCGGCCUGCCCUCCCUGUUCCGCUGCGGGGCCUCGCUCAUCUCGUCCCGGUUUCUGCUGACGGCUGCGCACUGCUUGCGCGAGCGGCCCGUCUUCGCCCGGCUCGGCGUGCUCGAGCUGCAGCCGGCCCGGACCGUCGACGAGCCGCUGGACAUUGCGAUCCGGCAGGCGACCCCGCACCCGGACUACCAUGCCGUCACGUACCAGAACGAUAUCGCGCUGCUCGAGCUGGCGGAACCGGUCACCGGCGACUGGCCGUUCGUCGAGCCGGUCUGCCUGUACACGAACGCGACCGGCGGCGGGCUGGAGGCGCUGGCCGGCCAGCCGCUCUCGGUGCAGGGCUGGGGCACGCAGCAGCCGGGCGACACCGAACCGGCCGCCCGCCUGAUGAAGGCGAACGUCAGCCUGGUGGAGCGGGACGCUUGCGCCGCCAGCAUACCGCGGACGCGCCGCAACCCGACCGGCCUGCAUCCCGGCCAGCUGUGUGCGCUCGGGCGCAACGAGCAGAACGAAACGGUGGCCGACACCUGUCCGGGCGAUUCGGGCGGCCCGCUGGCGCUGAACGUGGACGGGCGCCACUAUCUGGUCGGCAUCACGUCCAGCGGCUACUCGUGCGGGUCGCCCAUCCCGGGCAUCUACACCGAGGUGGCGCGCUACCUCGACUGGGUCGAAUCGAUCGUAUGGCCGGACGGCUGACCGUCGUCGCAUUGCACAUCACCGCAAAAACAUGCCCAAACUAAAGGCAAGAUUCAGCUAGGGUGUAUUGUACUCGUUUGUAAUAAAAAAAAAAUUACUCAUAAUUGAAGCUACCAA
Molecule: messenger RNA, 1769 nt
Organism: Anopheles gambiae (African malaria mosquito)
Lineage: Eukaryota; Metazoa; Arthropoda; Insecta; Diptera; Culicidae
Product: serine protease persephone
Exons: 2
Coding region: 510-1652 (380 amino acids)
Biological process (GO): proteolysis
Molecular function (GO): serine-type endopeptidase activity
Source: RefSeq, a predicted model, not a curated record